GAAUUCAGGAAACACUAUGAAGGCUAUGUACCAUUGGACUACAAGGUUUACUUGAAGAAAAUGAAAAGAUCUGGGGAAUGGGGAGAUCAUGUGACCUUACAAGCGGCUGCAGACCGGUUUGGUGCCAAAAUCUGCCUGCUGACGUCGUUUAGAGACACAUGCCUGAUCGAGAUAGUCCCCAGGGAUGCCGCUCCUACAAGAGAGCUUUGGCUAAGUUUCUGGUGCGAAGUACACUAUAAUUCCUUGUAUGCCAAUGAAGAUCUUCCGACUCGCAAGACCAAAAAGAAGCACUGGCUGUUCUAGGUAGGGUUCGCUGGUCGUUGGAUUCACCACUCCCCCCCUCAUUCUUGUGCACUCGGUCCAGCGGCAUCUGCAUGUAACGUUAUUUCAUACUGCUGAUGUUGUAAGCUGUAACCUGAAACGGACUCAUUGUAAUCUUUUAUGUAAAGUGGAAUGGUGAAAAUUCUUUAUUUCGGGGAAGAUGAGACAGAAAUAGCAGCUGUACAGUUUGUCUUGGUUAA
Molecule: messenger RNA, 521 nt
Organism: Triticum urartu
Lineage: Eukaryota; Viridiplantae; Streptophyta; Magnoliopsida; Poales; Poaceae
Source: RefSeq, a predicted model, not a curated record